Molecule: messenger RNA, 1577 nt
Organism: Tuber melanosporum (Perigord truffle)
Lineage: Eukaryota; Fungi; Ascomycota; Pezizomycetes; Pezizales; Tuberaceae
Exons: 1
Coding region: 273-1271 (332 amino acids)
Source: RefSeq, a predicted model, not a curated record
CAGACUCUUUCCUCUUCAACGAACAAAAAUAAAGAGAAAAGAAAGGUUGUUCAACACCACCAAUAUUGACAGUUUCUCGAACUACUUCAAUUCUGCCUCCCUCUUUGUAUCAGGCCUUUCUAUCCAGUAUGGGGAAUCUGCAAUCUAGGCCAAACCACAUAAUUGAGAUAUACUGGGGCCGAGAGCGAUUGAUUGCGCAUCGCAUCUCCUGGCUCAUAGCUCGGUUUCCGAACACUUCUCAUCUCCGACCUUUUGUCAAGUUAAAUAGCCCAAUGCGAGGGUACUCCUAUCUCGACCUGGCCCCUAGAGAAAACGACGAAGUGCUGUGGUUAAAGGGCUGGAAAGGGUCCUACAAUAAUGGGUCCAAACACAACGCAUCACUCCGAGAGGCGGUUGAGCUAUUACUUGAGGACGGGGUGGGUUCGUACAACCUCAAACUCGGUCAUCUGUUCCAGAGUGACAGCAGAAGGGGGGUUCCCUUUCCCAUUCGCAAGUUCCAAGAUCUUAUCGAAGCUCUGGUCAACAUAGGCAUAUCAGUUGGCUGUCUCCGGAGCGGCAUCAGGCCUAUUUCAAAUUUCCUAGAGGCUGCAUAUAUGGACCGCCGAAGCUUCUUCAGACACAACGCGACUAUACCUGAAGCAGUGAGAUUUCUCACAAUCGGCCACAGGCUGAGAUCAAGACAGAUGAUACAAGAUUUUAUGUUUAUUGUUCUCUCUGGGUUCGAGGUGGCGUUUCCCAAGUCUCGAGUUGAUGACGGCGCCGACCCUCGCUUGGGUAUUCAGCGCAGCUGCCCGGGCAUGGACCGGGACCUUUGGGAAUACUUAAAAAAUCAACAUAGCGAGUACCAGCAUAGGAAGCGCAAAAGGGAGAGACAGCUUCGCGACUACUUCGCGACCAUGGGAAAAAGCUCCGAUAAUUCUAUUUUCCUCUCUGUGAGACCUAGCGCCCUCAUAGAUCUAGUCUCCUCGGCAAGCACCAGCGUGAAAUCCAGAACACAGCCCUGGGAGAUGCAAAGCCUUAGAAAACGAGACCAGGUCGUUGUCGAAGUGAAAACUGUUGGUAAUAACAAUGACCCUCGUAGAGCGCAACGGGAUCCAAAUCGUGAGCAUGAACGUCGUCACGAACGUGGGCAAUUUGAGCAUAUACUAGCACGAUACAUGGACCGUUUCGCCCAGGAGGAAAGACAGCGACGAUACGAUAAUAUUUUGCCGUGGGAAGUCCACCUGCAUGGCGGAGGCCGGCGCCUGGAGAGAGGGGAAGAUGACAUCUAAGUCGAUGCCCACCCCGGUAAGUUGACUAUGGCAUGCCAUGUCCCUUUAGACACUUGGGAUGGGAGGCAACCUCAUGUGUUGGCCUGGGUGGGUUAUGGCUGGGACGAGUGCUUGAGGCUGUAAUCUCUAGAUAGAUAUUUCUUUACCCUGGGACUGGCAUCGCACAUAGAGGGGGACGCUUGGAGUUUGUUGCAGGGGCUGGUGGUUAAGUUUCUCGGGGUACUUAAAGCUACAUCUGGUGUUCGUGUUUUUCUACCUUUGAAUCAAUAAAAGUCCUAGAAAUUGGCGGAACGCUUUUCUCUUUUC